UUCAAUCGUUAUCUCCCCCUCCUUACUUGGGGCUCAAAAGAGCUCAUAUAAUUUUGUUAAUGUCAGUUUCAUCAAACAUACUCAAAGAGAAUUCUCGCGACUUGUUGCGAGAAGAGGAACCUGGUGAUGCUGAAGUCGAAUUUCCCAUUGACGAUGAGGACGAAGAUUUUUCGAUAACGAGUAUUAGGAUUGUUUUGGUAGACUCAGAUCCUGAAUCCUUAUGCCUCAUGAAGAACCUCAUGACACAGUUCUCUUACCAAGUAAGGGAUUUUAAAAACGGAGCUGAAGCUAUUGCUUUCUUGAUGAUGAGCAAGCAUGAGAUCGAUUUAGUGAUUUGGGAUUUUCACGUGCCCGAGAUUAAUGGACUGGAAGCUCUCAAAACCAUUGGUAAAGAGAUGGAUUUGCCCGUAGUAAUAAUGUCUCAUGAACACAAGAAGAAAACUGUGAUGGAAUCGACAAAACGAGGCUCAUGUAACUUUCUCGUGAAGCCAGUAAGCAAAGAAAUCAUUGCAGUUCUAUGGCAACAUGUUUACCGCAAGAGAGUAUCUAUAUAUUCAGUUGAAUCAAAUCCAGAAGAAACUGUCGGUUUAGAUCAAGAUGAUAUUGAUCUCUAUCAGACCAACUCCAAUUGCGGAGAACAAACCAGUUCCUAUCAAAAAGAAGACAAGAACAAGAAACCGCGGAUGACUUGGACACCUGAACUUCACCAACUGUUUGAAAAAGCGGUCGAGAAAAUGGGCGGUGUUGAACAGGCCGUUCCAAAGCAGAUUCUCAAAUGUAUGCAAGAAGAAAAGGAUGCGGAAGGACUCACUAGAAACAAUGUUGCCAGUCAUCUUCAGAAGUACCGUCUAAAUUCAGGGAAAAAGUCAUCCAUGAUCCAGGAAACUCGAGAAGAUUCUGAGUGGCGUAAUGCUGGACCAAACACCGCUCUUACGGCUUCUAAACCGCUACCAAACUCCAUCUUCGGUCUCCAUACUAGAGUACCGUAUUUUGCGAACGAUCAAGACGCGAGAAACGGCCCCAUGCAGUAUCCUUCAACCAAUUACUUCACAAUGGACAAUGCCCAUUUCAUGACCAACUCUUUUGCUAAUCUACCUUAUACUGACUCGUUUCAUCAGCAACAACAAUUUCAACAUCAGCAGUACUCCCAUUCUUCUCUUCAGUUACCUUCCGUGAUAACCAAACAAGAGUUUCCAUACGUGUCAGCAGCCCUGGAAAAUCCCGAUCUCAUAGCUAAUAAAAAUUCACCCUACAUGGACUGGGGAGACUAUUUGCCAGAAGGCGGACUUAGCGAUUUCGAUAAGACUAAUCGUUAUUGACUCGUCAAAGGGAGGUGAUAUAUGAAUUCGUCUCUUUAUCGUAGCUCUUCUCUCUUCCCCCUGAUUUUUUUUUCAUGUUCUUAUUGAGGUUUUUUUGAACCACACAAUCGCUCAUCGGAUACCUUCGUUCGAUUUGCAUUUGGCGUGGUAGUAUUUCUGUUAUUUUGGUGGAACUAUAUAGUUUUAGUUGUGAGUGAUCUAUAAUCACUUACGUAGAUAUAGUUGAUUUAAUUUA
Messenger RNA from Brassica oleracea var. oleracea, 1554 nucleotides. Its product is annotated as putative two-component response regulator ARR20. The record is from RefSeq and is a predicted model, not a curated record. The transcript is spliced from 5 exons. Bases 60 to 1319 code for a protein of 419 amino acids. Gene Ontology annotation, molecular function: DNA binding. Gene Ontology annotation, biological process: cytokinin-activated signaling pathway; phosphorelay signal transduction system. NCBI's taxonomy places the organism in Eukaryota, Viridiplantae, Streptophyta, Magnoliopsida, Brassicales, Brassicaceae.